Molecule: messenger RNA, 2386 nt
Organism: Gossypium raimondii (Peruvian cotton)
Lineage: Eukaryota; Viridiplantae; Streptophyta; Magnoliopsida; Malvales; Malvaceae
Exons: 2
Coding region: 220-2055 (611 amino acids)
Source: RefSeq, a predicted model, not a curated record
ACAUAAUAUAAAAAGGGGAUUUUUUAUUUAUGAAUUUAAUAUUUUUUUAAAAAAAUAUAUAAUUUUUGAUUUUUUUCAUUACGGAAGCUUCUUCUAUAAAUCACCGUUUACGUCCUUUCUCUUUCGUUUGUUUUUUUUUUCUGGGAAAAUUUGGACAUUUUCAGAGGGGAAGAAAGUUUUGAGCUGUUUGUUUCUCGGGAAAAAAAGAGAGAGGUAGAAAUGAGAGGCGCAAAUGGAGAAUCUAGAGUUUUGAAUAAUACUUUGGAGACUAUACAUGCUGCUGCUAACGCGAUCGCUUCAGCUGAGAAUCGUGUUCCACACGCUACGGUUCAGAAGAGAAGAUGGAGUGGCUGGUGGAGUGUUUAUUGGUGUUUUGGAUCUAACAAACAAAAAAAGCGAAUUGGGCCUGCUGUUCUUGUUUCCGAAACAAGUGCUUCUGGUGGUAAUGUGCCUGCUGCUGAAAAUCCAAACCAAGCAUCCUCCUUUACACUUCCUUUUGUUGCACCACCCUCUUCUCCUGCAUCUUUCCUUCCAUCUGGACCCCCCUCUGCUACACAGUCUCCAGCUGGUUUAGUGUCUCUCACAUCUAUUUCUGCUAGUAUGUAUUCUCCAGGGCCUGCUUCCAUUUUUGCUAUUGGCCCUUAUGCUCACGAAACUCAGUUAGUUUCCCCACCUGUUUUCUCGGCUUUCCCCACUGAACCUUCAACUGCACCAUUUACACCUCCUCCCGAGUCAGUUCACUUGACUACACCAUCCUCGCCUGAGGUGCCAUUUGCCCAGUUCCUUGGCCCCAACCUCCAGUAUGGAGAGCAGCGAUUCCCAUUAUCCCACUAUGAAUUUCAGUCUUAUAAUCUUCAACCUGGGAGCCCUGUAGGCCAAUUGAUCUCCCCAAGCUCAGGAAUCUCCGGUUCUGGCACCUCAUCUCCUUUCCUCGAUGGUGAUUAUACUACUGGUCUACGCUUUCCUGAGUUCCAACUGGUUUACCCUUCCAAGCUCUUGAACCUUGAUAAGCUUUCCAACCGUGAAUGGGGAUCAUAUCAUGGUUCUGGUACUUUAACCCCAGACGGUACAACAUCCACACCUCGCAAUGGUUUUCUUCUGGAUCAUCAGAUUUCUGAAAUUGUGUCGCAUCCACGCGUGGCUAGAGAAAACCAAACUGAUCAGGUUGUGGUUAAUCAUAGAGUUUCAUUCGAGUUAACAAAUCAAAAAGCUGCUAGUUGUGUGGAAACUGAGACUGCAACACCAUCCGAAGCUGUGGCAGAAUCUCUAUGGAAUGAAGCAGCAAGAGAGAGAGAAGAAAACGCCACUAAGUUGUUGGAUACUUCUGUAUGUAGAGUUGGUGAAACAUACAACGGAAAGCCAGAGAAUGCUCCAGCAGAUAGGGAAGGCAAACCACAGCACCAUAAGAACCGAUCCAUCACUCUCGGGUCAGUUAAAGAAUUCAAUUUCGACAAUAUUAAUGGAGAGAUAGAAGAAAAUGCUACUAAGUCAGUGGAAACUUAUGAAGGUCGUGUUGGUGAAACAUGCAACGAAAGGCCAGAGCAAGCUCCAGCAGAUAGGGAAGGCAAACCACAGCACCAUAAGAACCGAUCCAUCACUCUUGGGUCACUUAAAGAAUUCAAUUUCGACAAUGUUAAUGCCGAGAUAGAAGAAAAUGCUACCAAGUCGGUGGAAACUCAUGAAUGUCGUGUUGGUGAAACAUACAAUGAAAGACCAGAGAAAGCUGAAGUAUCUCUACAGAACGAAGCAGCAAGAGAAACAGAAGAAAACUCUAAGUCGACGGAAACUUACGAAUAUCGUGUCGGUGAAACAUGCAAUGUAAGACCAGAGAAAGCUCCAGCAGAUAAGGAAGCCAAACCACAGCACCACAAGAACCGAUCCAUCACUCUCGGAUCAGCCAAAGAAUUCAAUUUUGACAACCUUGAUGGAGGUGAUGUCCAUAAUAAGCCCAUUGUUAGUUCCGAUUGGUGGGCCAACGAGAAAGUAGCCGGAAACGACGACGGCAUUCCCAAGAAUUGGUCCUUUUUCCCCAUGCUGCAACCUGGUGUAAGUUAAAAAACUGGGAAGCAUUUUCGUGGGGUGCCUUCUGAUUUUCCACAUCAUUUUAGGAACUUAGGUGUGGCUUGGGGAGGGGAUUCAAACAAUUUGGUAACAACAACAGAGUGCAUGCAAUUUUAUUCAAAUCAAGUUAUAGAUAAUUUUAGGGGUUUUUUCUUUUACUUAGAUUGCAUAUUGCAUGACUGGCUGAUCCAUGAAGGCUGUUGCUUGCGUCCUUCGUGACUAAAACAACAGGGUCUUAUAGGAAUAUUUCUAUGGUUACAAUAUUGUACUAUAUUUUUGCUAAUUUAGGCAGACAGAUAUGAAAAACAGUCUCUGAUUUUGUGCA